AUGGCCGUUGAUUUGAGUAAAUAUAGGCCAGUGAUUGAUGCAAUUAUCACUUCAUGUGACCCCGAUGAAGUGAGUCCCAAGAAGAUUAGAAGGGCCGUUCAGGAUUUGUUUGGGAUUAGUUUCGAUGAACAAAGGAAAGAAGUGAAUGAAUUUAUUAUAGAACGAUUCAAUGAUUUGCAGGAGAACCCGCUGAUAUUGAUAUCUAAAAGGGAUAUGAUGAAAAAAGAUGAACAUUUGGCGUUGAGAUUACAGGACCUGGAGAGACAAGCACAAAAAAAGACAAGGAAUAGCACAUCUACUAAGGAGAAAGUUCGUAGGAAGAAGAGGAAGACGACAACGGGACAAUCUACUGCCAAUAAUAGUCUGGCCAGUCGUAAAUGGUUACUGAGCCCUCAAUUGAAAGAACUUCUUGGUGAAGAUGAGUUACCAAGGACCCAGGUUGUUAAAUUAGUGUGGGAUUAUAUCAAAAGUAAUAAUUUACAAAACGAAGCUGAUCGAAGGGAGAUUUUAUGUGAUGACAAAAUGAGGCCUAUAUUUGGUAAUAAAGUAACGAUGUUUUCCAUGAAUAAGGUAUUAUCAAAGCAUUUAUUUAAUCGGGAUGAGAUUUUGAAGAAAGAUGAAGACAGUGAUAUCGUAAAGAAAGAUGAGGACACUGAUAAUUUGGACAUACCAGAUGAAGAAAACUCAGGAUGA
Kazachstania africana CBS 2517 is the source of this 693-nucleotide messenger RNA. RefSeq names its product Tri1p (gene TRI1). Gene Ontology annotation, biological process: transcription initiation at RNA polymerase I promoter; nucleolar large rRNA transcription by RNA polymerase I. Lineage: Eukaryota; Fungi; Ascomycota; Saccharomycetes; Saccharomycetales; Saccharomycetaceae. The record is from RefSeq and is a predicted model, not a curated record. Gene Ontology annotation, cellular component: nucleus; RNA polymerase I upstream activating factor complex. Gene Ontology annotation, molecular function: RNA polymerase I cis-regulatory region sequence-specific DNA binding. The transcript has a single exon. Bases 1 to 693 code for a protein of 230 amino acids.